UGGACAAAGAAUUUAAAACAACGUAAAAGUCAAAAUGAAACAAGUAGCAGCCCACUAUAUCGCUUCCUUAGCUUUUAUAGCCAUGAUACACAAAAUCAGUUCUUUUCCUGUGGCUGAGAAAUGGAGAAGCCCUUGCGGUAAUCAAAGUCAACUCAUACUAGAAGUGAUAUCGAAAUUACAGGAUGCUGUUAAAUUGACCAAUCAAACACGAGUAAAUUAUGCGGAGAAAAGAAUAGGCAAUUCAGCCAUAAUUGCUUCACUGAAUGGUGCUGGGCCUUUUCCUGGCCUGAAACCAGAAAAUUUUACUGAUAACAUUACGUCAGCUAUCAAUAAUGUGGCAUCGUGGCACAUAAAAUCGUAUAAUGUAAUUUCUUCGGCUGCUGUCUUCCUAGAACAAGUUAUUCAUAACGAGACGAUUUAUCAUCAGACUCACGAGAAUACGUUUAUUGAAGAAUUUACAAAAAUGGAUAAAUCAUUAUAUAGUGUACUUUGUAAAAUUCAAGCAGCUUUAUCUCAACUUGGCAGAGUUGUUGACAAUGUUCCAUCACGUGAUAUCAUGUCCAAUGAAUUACGUUCAGUUGACAAUUACAGCUUUUUGCAUUCACGUGACUAUAUAAUUGUAAGAGACAUAUUUUAUUCAAUUAAUUCAUUAAUUCCCGUUUACCAAAGAGUUUACAAUUCAUUUUUUUAAAACGUCCAAGUUUAUGGAUAAAUCAAAGGGUAGAUUAUAUUAAUCAAAAAAGUUUUAUUUGAUAAAGAAUGUUUAUGUAAAUAUAAUGUUAAUAUUUUUGUAUGAAUUUUAUACUUUGUAAUAAAUGUUUAUAUUUUUUACCAUGUUAUGUUCAGUUUUGGCAUUUGUCACAACUCGGUUGAUUCCGUAUCUCCAUCUAACGAAUAGAUGGAGAGAACCGGAGACACUCGAGGAUUACCGAUUCCUAGUAAAGUUUACCUAGAACAAGUUAUUGAUAACGAAACGAUGUAUCAUCAGACUCACGAGAAUACGUUUAUUGGAGAAUUUACAAAAAUGGAUAAAACAUUAUAUACAUAGUGUACUUUGUAAAAUUCAAGCAGCUUUAUCUCAACUUGGCAGAGUUGUUGACAAUGUUCCAUCACGUGAUAUCAUGUCCAAUCAAAUACAUUCAAUUGACAAUUACAGCUUUUUGCAUUCACGUGACUACAUUAUUGUGAAAGACAUAUUUUAUUCAAUUAAUUCAUUUAUUCCUGUUUACCAAAGAGUUUACAAUUCAUUAUUUUAAAACGUCCAAGUU
Mytilus trossulus (common blue mussel) is the source of this 1268-nucleotide messenger RNA. RefSeq lists its product as uncharacterized. Bases 35 to 691 code for a protein of 218 amino acids. The transcript is spliced from 4 exons. NCBI's taxonomy places the organism in Eukaryota, Metazoa, Mollusca, Bivalvia, Mytilida, Mytilidae. The record is from RefSeq and is a predicted model, not a curated record.